This is a messenger RNA of Saccostrea cuccullata (small rock oyster), 1841 nucleotides long. RefSeq lists its product as uncharacterized. Bases 113 to 1738 code for a protein of 541 amino acids. The transcript has 10 exons. The record is from RefSeq and is a predicted model, not a curated record. NCBI's taxonomy places the organism in Eukaryota, Metazoa, Mollusca, Bivalvia, Ostreida, Ostreidae.
UUGCACCUUUUCGAUGUAUGAAUAUUAUACCCCGAAUUCAACAAUACUGAUACGGAUGUAUGUAUUACUAUGUGUUGAUUUUUUGUAAGUGGGAUAUAUCCUGAAAAUAAGCAUGUUUAAGUUUGGAGCAGUAUUAAUGGUUGUGUUUAUAAAUGUCCACAUUCCCACAUCCGUCCUUUGUUCCGACCUCAAGACAAUUGAUGUCGAUAACCUAAUGCUUUUAAAUGUUGCUGUCAAGGGGAGACUAAUCAACAAACUGACAGAGGCGAUAAAAGAAGCUCAGACUUCGCGGCAGGUGUUAGUAGGGGAGGUAAAAGACUGUCUGGUUCAGGCCUCGGCUAGUCACGUGUUAUGUAGGGAGUGUGUUCGAAAUCUCUGUGAGAAAAGGACUUUACAGUGUAAUGGCAACAUAAAUGAAGUGGAGAUCGUAAUGAAGAAAGAAGAAGAGACACCAAUUCCGGAAGUGAAAAUUGUGGAACCGGAUGUAAAGCUAGCAGAAACAGUGAUAGAAAUGUCAAAUACAGCUAAAGACGAUCUUUUGAAAGAAGUUCCAGAGAGUUUGCAAAAUGAAGGAAAAUAUUUAGUGGAGGAGGCACAGACGGAAUCUAAAUUGGAGACCCUUAGACGGACACUAGGGGAAGGGUUCCACAAAGCAAUGGAUACUAUUCCAAAACUGAUCCCAAAAGUGAAAGACGCAUUCAUCAACAUGGAAACCCAACUUUCUGAUCCUCAAACCAUCGAUCGUUUGGCCAAUGGUGCUGCAGAGCAGGUUGCCAUAGCAAUGCAAGGAAAGCAAGAAGUAGAAGAGGAGUUAAAUCGCAACAUGGAUGUCAUCCAGCAGAAACUCCCAGGAGUUCUAGAGACCGUUAAUAACCACUUCAGCAACAUGAUGUCCUCUGUCAAAUCCUUCAUGAGAACCACUGUUCAGAAGGUGAACCAGAUGCAAGGAAGUGAAAAAUUUGGAAAGAUUUUUAAUUUUCCAAAGUCUGGGAAUGACGAAAAGAAGUGGUCCACAUCAAUUAUUUCUUUACACAUUAUGAGACCGGAUGGAAAAGUGACGUCAUGGAGAAAAUCUAAUCAGAUGAUGACACCUCAAGUGUCCCUAAAUCCAAAUCAGGCUCCACGACCCACCCAAAUCAGCCAGAUUCCUAGGCGGUUCCAGAGAGGUGCCAAUGACGCCAGCUGUGAUGACAUAGCAAAGAAUCCUCAGCAAGCUUGCGAAGUUUAUCACUUCCAAUGCCAGUCCUGUGCAAAUGACACAAUUCUGCUACAGCACAAAUGUGGGAAGGCAGCCCUGAAGAAAAUGGUCGACAUUAAGAUGCUGGAUAUGAAGACUGCCAUGUAUGUAACAGUGUACACCAAGUACCUCAGACACGGUCUGGUGGUGGAGAAGGUGAAGUAUGAUGCAAACAGUUACGAUUCUACCAACAAAGUGUAUAGGUCAGCAUUUGUUACGGCAAAACUCGGCAAGAAAAUUAUCACUUACGAGACUUCCGCUUUACCGGCAUUUACCGAUUUGUCUUCGUCUGGUGGAGAAAUUGGAGAAGAAUUGUGGGAAAUUAUGAAUAAUGAAGACGAAUUCGAGCCAGGUCAUUUUGUUAAAUCCUUUGAAGAUGAUUUAGAAGAAGCCUACAAUUUGAGACAAACUGCUAAAUCUGGAUGCGUUCAAUCUGCCGUCAAUUCAGUGGUGUUUACAGUGCUAGGAGUGAUUUUCUACUUCGGCUUCAUUGCCUUGUAAAAACAAAAAGGUGAAAAUAUCAAAAUAUUUGGAUGAUAUUCUUCCAUUAAUUAGAACAAGAAUAGAAUUUUAUAUAUAUAUAAAAUCAUCUGCAUAUAUUAAG